Messenger RNA from Saxophila tyrrhenica, 3471 nucleotides. RefSeq names its product lipin Ned1 (gene ned1). Gene Ontology annotation, cellular component: nucleus. Bases 1 to 3471 code for a protein of 1156 amino acids. The transcript has 2 exons. The record is from RefSeq and is a predicted model, not a curated record. NCBI's taxonomy places the organism in Eukaryota, Fungi, Ascomycota, Dothideomycetes, Mycosphaerellales, Extremaceae. Gene Ontology annotation, molecular function: phosphatidate phosphatase activity. Gene Ontology annotation, biological process: triglyceride biosynthetic process; fatty acid catabolic process.
AUGCAAUAUGUGCGCUCCAUCUCCGGCUCCGUGGGCGCCGCCUGGAACUCCAUCAACCCGGCCACCCUCUCCGGCGCAAUCGACGUCGUCGUCGUCGAGCAAGACGAUGGCUCCCUCGCCUGCAGUCCCUUCCACAUCCGCUUUGGCAAAUGGCGUCUACUACGGCCCUACGAGAAGAAGGUGGAGUUCAAGGUGAAUGGCUCCAAGCAGGACUUUCCUAUGAAGCUGGGCGAAGGCGGCGAGGCUUUCUUUGUGUUUGAGACGCAGGAGAACGUACCGGAAGCGCUGCAGACCAGUCCGUUGGUCAGCCCAGCGGCGAGUCCACGGCUGCAGCCUAGUGCGAUAGAAACACCUAGACUGCAAGAGCCCGAUCCUUUCGAGUUGGAGAAUGCGCUGAAUGGCGGCACACCGGGGAAGAAGAAGGCACAUGGGAAGAGUGCGAGUGAAAGUAUACCGGUUCCAAAUGUGGCGGCAGGAAGGGCGUAUAGUGAUGCCGGACAAAUGACGCCUUCACGGACACAUCUGGAUGCGCCGUUCAGUCGUAGGCCGCUGAGCACCGAUGUGUCGGAAUACAGGCAGUCGCCAAAGCUGGAGCGCAAUGUUACGGACAGCGACUUGCCCAUGGCGAGAGCGGCCAUCUCGAACUCGCUUGAUAGCAGCAAGCCGCUCUUUAACCCGCCCGACUCACGGCAACGACCUACAUCGCCUCUACGAGCGAGGACGGAUCGCUCGAGCAGUCCUCCGCCGGUGAAUACAGAAGAGGCACGGACACGAGCAAUGAAUCUGUCUAAAAAGCUAUGGACAUCGAACAUCAGCAACCAGGUCACAGACUCCGGGGAUUUGAUGCUGGAUAUGACGGGCUACAAGAGCAGCGACGGGGAAGCUCUACACGCAGAGGCCAUUGCCCGGCAGCUGCUGUCUGAGGAGAUAGAUGGUCCUUACGAUAUCGGUGCGCUGAUUGGCGCGGAUGAGAACGGCAACAUCUGGAUAUACAGCAGCGAAGAGGCGAAGGAAGCGGCUGGAAACAAGGCAUCGAAAGGCCUGGGCAUCCACGGCUACCAUUCCGCGGAUGCAUUGUCAGACCCCGGCUACCACAGUGACGAAGCCAACGAUGCUUCCUCCGACACCAAAGUUGAGCUUUCGAGCUCACACUACCGUCGAGACUCGGAUAGCGCAGUAGGCAUGAACUCUGAACCUAAUUCACCAAACAACGCUGCCACCGCCGGCGACCCUAACAAGAACUACGCCAAAACCCUCCGUCUCACCUCCGAGCAGCUCAAAACGAUGGACCUCAAAGCCGGCGGUAACUCCAUGUCCUUUACCGUCAACCGUGCGACUUGCCAUGCCACCCUCUGGUAUUGGCGCCACGACGUCCCGAUUGUAAUCAGCGACAUCGACGGCACCAUCACCAAAUCCGACGUCUUGGGUCACGUCCUCAACACCAUCGGCCGCGACUGGACGCAUCAGGGUGUAGCUAAGCUCUACACCGACAUCGCCUCCAACGGCUACAACUUCCUCUACCUCACCAGCCGCUCCGUCGGCCAAGCAGACACUACCAGGGGGUACCUCGACGGCGUGGCACAAGAUGGCUAUCGACUACCCAAAGGCCCCGUCAUCCUCAGCCCUGACCGCACGAUCGCCGCCCUGCGACGCGAAGUCUACCUCCGCAAACCCGAAAUCUUCAAAAUGGCCUGCCUCCGUGACAUCAUGGCCCUCUUCUCCGGCCACGGCGGCUCGAACAACACCUCCGCCUCCGCAGACGCCGGCCUGCACAACCCCACCCGCCCCGGCGCACUAGGCAGCGGACGCGGCCGAGGUGGCUCGCCCUUCUACGCCGGCUUCGGCAACCGCCUCACAGACGCCUUGUCCUACCGCUCCGUCAACAUCCCCUCCACCCGCAUCUUCACCAUCAACAGCAUGAGCGAAAUCAGCCUCGACUUGCUGAGUCUGAACAACUACAAAACGGCCUACGGCACCAUGCGCGAAAUUGUAGACCACUAUUUCCCGCCCGUCGGCCUGCUCGUCAAAGGCGGCGGCGAGGAAUUCACGGAUUUCAACUACUGGCGCGAGAAACCGCUCGAUAUCGUCGAUUUCACGGACUCGGAGAGCGAGGACGAGGAUAACGCUAUCCACCACUCGCUCGCCCGCAGGGCUGACUCGGGGGGGUUGAAGCAGAGCUUACUCCUUAGCGAGGACGAGGCGGCGGACGAGAUGUUGGAGUCGAGUUAUUUUGAUGGGAGAGGGAGGAUGAGUUUGGAGGAGAGCGUGGCGGGGGAGAGUGUGGCGGAGAGUGAGGUCGAGGGGGAGGAUGAUGAGGGGGAGUUGAUGGGGAGUCUUGUGUUGGAUGAGGAGGAGGAGGGGGAUGGGGAUGAUGAGAUGGAGGAGGAGAGUGGGGAUGAAGAGGGGAGUGCGCCGCGCACGCCGGAGAGGACUCCACGAGUGGGGCAGGAGGAUAGGGAGGCGACGCCUAGGCGGUCGGAGGACUUGGUGGCAAUCGUCACGCCACCCCUGAUCUUCGCAGGUCUGGUGCUGACACUAUGGACAUGGAAGUGUUUGAUGAUGGUUGUCUUCCAGGACAAGAUCAUCUACAUGCCUAAUAUGCCGCCUUUCUCGCGUUCGGAGACGAUGGAGGAGUACUUGCCGCAAUGCCAGCCGGUUGACUGGAAGAUGCAGCAUGUUAAAUCCAAGGAUAGAACGAAGCUUGCGGUCUGCUGUGGGAGUAUGGCGUCCACCUCUAAGACGCUGGAUGAUGCGAGCCGAACAAGGGUUGUUAUAUGCUACUUUCAGGGCAACGGAGGCUCGCUCCCGCCUCGACUACCGAUGCUUUCGGCUGUGCUUAAAUCUAUUGCAGCGCAGACGUACGAUUGUGAAAUCACGAUGCUCUGUCUCAGCUACCGCGGCUACUGGCAGUCCUCCGGCCGCGCGACUCAGUCUGGUAUCGAGCUAGACGCGCAAGCUCUCCUCGAGCACGUAGUCGAGCACUACGCCUCCUCGGGCGAAGACGUCAAAUUCAUCCUCUGGGGCCAAAGCAUCGGCAGCGGCGUCGCCACAACAGCAGCCGCCUCUUACCUCACCCGGCCCGGAAGCGCAAAACUCCCAAUAUCAGGCCUAAUCCUCGAAACACCCUUCACAAGCAUCAAAUCCAUGCUCGCGGCCCUCUAUCCCCAGAAAUGGCUCCCCUACCGCUACCUCUGGCCGCUCCUCUGGAACCACUGGGACAGCGUUGCCGCUUUGAACACAAUUGCGGAUGCAGGUCAUAAGCCGAAGAUUCUGCUCCUGCCUGGGUCGAAGGAUGAGGUCGUGCCGGCUGAGGAGGCUGAUAGGCUUGAGCGGGCUUGUGGGGGGCUUGGGCUCGAGUAUGAGAGGAGGGAUGUGCUGGGGGCGCUGCAUCAUGAGACCACAACCAAAGCCCCUGGGCGACAUGCUAUUGCGGCGUUCAUCGCGGAGGCUGGCACACCCACUUCGCCAUGA